Messenger RNA from Musa acuminata subsp. malaccensis (wild Malaysian banana), 1216 nucleotides. RefSeq names its product FKBP12-interacting protein of 37 kDa. The record is from RefSeq and is a predicted model, not a curated record. Gene Ontology annotation, biological process: regulation of alternative mRNA splicing, via spliceosome. Gene Ontology annotation, cellular component: nucleus. Lineage: Eukaryota; Viridiplantae; Streptophyta; Magnoliopsida; Zingiberales; Musaceae.
GAUGGCAUCCGAUCUCCAUCUCGACGAUGAGGAUGACUUCGGAGGAGAUGUUCCUGGAAGCCAAAGUAGUGCUAAACGUUCAGGUGGUAAGAGGACUUUUGGAGAUCUCGACGAAGAAGAGGAUGAUGUCUUCGGCCCUAAGAAGGGAAAGCCAAAAGUUGAAGAAAGUGGACCUGGUAUGACCACUGGAAUGAUUUUGUCUUUGCGUGAAAGCUUGCAGAACUGUAAAGAUAAUCUUGCAACAUGCCAGGAAGAGCUAGAAGCUGCUAAAUCAGAGAUUCAAAAGUGGCAUUCUGCAUUUCAGAAUGGACCAGCUACACCUGCAGGCACAUCUCCAGAGCCUGGGUUGGUGCUAACUUAUCUCCAGAAUUUGAAGUCCUCUGAGGAGUCUUUAAAAGAGCAGCUAGAGAAAGCCAAGAAAAAAGAGGCUGCAUUCAUAGUUACUUUUGCAAAAAAAGAGCAGGAAAUUGCUGAUCUCAAGUCUGCAGUUCGAGACUUGAAGACACAGUUAAGGCCACCAUCGAUGCAGACAAGGAAGUUGCUACUUGAUCCAGCCAUUCAUGAAGAGUUCACACGGUUGAAGAAUUUGGUUGAAGAGAAGGAGAAGAAAAUUAAAGAAUUGCAAGACAAUCUUGCUGCGGUCAAUUUUACUGCAUCCAGCAAGCUUGGAAAAAUGCUAAUGGCAAAGUGUAGAACAUUGCAAGAGGAGAAUGAGGAGAUUGGAGCGAUGGCAUCAGAGGGAAAAAUCCAUGAAUUGGGAAUGAAGAUCGUGGUGCUAAAAUCUCAAAAUGCAGAACUCAGGAACCAAUUUGAUGCAUUGUACAAGCACAUGGAAGGACUAACAAAUGAAAUGGAGAGAUCAAAUGAAAUGGUCUAUAUAUUACAAGAGAGGCUAGAAGCAAAGGACUGUGAGCUAAGAAACUUGAAGGAGUUAUUAACCCAGAAAGAAGCAGCUGAGGAAAGAGAUGACGAUGAUGGUGACAAGGAAGAAGCCAAUGAAGGAAAUUCUGCUGAUGUUGAGGCAUGAGAUUUUGGAGGGGAAAAUUUUCAAGAAUUUCUGCGGAUGUUGAUGCUUCAGAUUUUGAACUUUUUAUUUUUCCAUAUGAAAGGUUGGGAGCGGGUCAGCUGUAGCUGUAACCAUGUUAGACUCCGAAGCUGGUAACCAUGAUAUUUCUGGCUCUGUUGCUAAAAUGAUCAUCCUGGUUCUAUGAGUGUA